Meloidogyne enterolobii is the source of this 393-nucleotide messenger RNA. Lineage: Eukaryota; Metazoa; Nematoda; Chromadorea; Rhabditida; Meloidogynidae. The record is from the annotation of a GenBank genome assembly.
AUGUUAUUAUUAAAAAGGUUACUAUCAAUAACAACAAAACCAUUAAUUUAUUUAAUUAUUUUAUUUUGUAUAUUUUCUAAAAUUAAUUCUCAAAAUAGUUGUUAUAUUAAUGAUUCUGGAUUUACUUGUUGUAAUAAACAAUUAGGUAAUUAUUUAAUUAAUUUGGGGACUAAAAACUUAUUUUUUCAAGAGAGUGCAAUGAAAAAAGCAAUGAGUGGAAAAGAUUUACUUUCCUCUGCCAAUCACAUUCAAAAAAUGGCAGAAGGCUCGCUUGGAGGAAAAUUUGAAACUGUUGUCGCCUUUGACGAUUUUGCCCAUAAAUCACAUUUUAAAGAAGGCAAAUCAUGCAAAGUUGAAAAGAAUGGACAAUAUGCUUUGGCAUGGCAGCCUUAA